AUGUCUGACUCUCACCCCGACAAGUCUACCCGCGUGCUGUCGUGUGUGCUUUGCCAGCAACGUAAGGUUAGAUGUGAUCGCUCAUUUCCUUGCACGAAUUGCGUCAAGUCUCAAGCUCAGUGUGUUCCUGCUGGCCUUCUCCCGCGUCGUCGAAAGCGUAGGUUCCCGGAACGUGAGCUGCUAGACCGAGUACGCCAAUACGAGACUCUCCUCAAGCGGCAUGAUAUUGAAUUCAACCCGCUCCAUGGUGAACCGUCAAAGGAGGGCGCCGAACGGCAAAAGAGACUGAGUGUUGAACCAGGACACUGGCAGUCGCCUUCGUGCUCUGCAUCACCUCGACCAAAUCCGUCAAAAGGGUCAUAUGAGGCCAAGGAUUUCUGGAAUGCGAUGAACCAAACGUGUCCCCAAUCUGACGAGGAGGCUGACUCGCCCCCACCCACGAUGACCGAGGAGGUGGUCAAAAAAGCAUGGGACCAGGGAUCUGGGCUCUGCGACCCCCUGUUUGGCGGCAAGGCCGACCAAAUCGAUCUUUCAUCGCAGCACCCGGAGCCGUCACAGAUUUUCCGCCUCUGGCAGGUAUAUCUUGACAACGUCGAUCCACUACUCAAGAUCACACAUACACCAACCCUACAAGCGCGCAUCGUCGAGGCCAUCACCAACGUGAAGCAAAUUAACCCUCAGCUGGAGAUUUUAAUGUUCGGCAUAUAUUGCAUAGCGAUCGGGAGUCUAAUGAACGACGAGUGCCAGGCUCUGCUUGGUGCCCCAAGAGAAGAACUUCUCGCUCAGUAUCAGGGUAGCUGCCGUGAGGCCUUGAUACGCUGUGAGUUUCUACGGUCUGACAAGCUCGAUUGCUUGACUGGUCUAUACUUCUACUUGGUGUCCUUGCGACCUGUGCUUGGGGACCCUCGAACAUUAUCAUCUAUGCUCGGCAUCGCAGUCCGCUCGGCCCAACGUAUGGGACUUCAUAGCGAGUCCGCUUGUUCUAGACAUCCUCCGCUGGAAGCGGAAUUGCGUCGAAGGCUUUGGUGGGCCUUGGUUCUGUUUGAUACGCGAGUCGCAGAGAUGGCGGCCUACAAAACCACGACUCUCACUCCCCUUUGGGACUGCAAGAUUCCCAGCAAUGUGAACGAUUUUGAUUUACGACCGGAGAUGAAGGAGGUACCUGAGCCCCAGGGUCAAUCAUCAGAGGCCGUAUUCGUCGUCGUUCGAGGCGUGAUGGGCGACUUUUUGCGGAACUCUUCGUUUCACCUAGACUUUACGUGUCCGCCCCUCAAGGCUAUUGCAAAGGACGUUCGCGACAGCUCCAACCCAGAAGCUAGUGAACUGGAUACACUAGAAAGCGUGCUAGUGCAGCAAUACCUUAAAUUUUUGAACCCCGAGAACCCGCUUCAUUUCAUGACGCUCUGGAUGACGCGGGGUAUGUUGGCGAAAUGUCGCCUUUUUGACUAUUAUUCCAACUAUGCUGCUGGAAGCUCUACCGCGGCCCAGCGCGACACGGCCAUUUCCCUUGCGCUUGAAAUGAUCAAUUGCGAUACCAAAAUCCUCUUAAAUCCGUCAACCAGCCGGUACCUUUGGCUCGUCCACUUCCACUUCCCUUUCCCGGCUUAUAUUCAUAUUCUACAAGACUUGCGGAGGCGCCCUCUUAGCCAACAUUCGGGGAAGUGUUGGGCCUCCAUGAGUGACAACUUUGAAGCUCGCACGCACUUGCUCCGUCGCAUGUCCCCACGGCUGCUUAUCAGCGCGAUGACUGCUGUCCUUUUUCAGGCUUGGGAGGCAACCGAGUCGGCGUUGAGGCAGGCUGGGCAAGAAGCAGCCACGCCAAGGAUUAUAACGAUAGGAAGGGAGCUGGUAGCUCAAAGCCAGGCAGACCAGGCCGCUGAAAAGCCGUCGGGUAGUGCCUCCGCUGCCUGGCCGACUUCGAUGAACCAGCCUUUGCCCGAUCCGCUGUCGCUAAUGGGCAUGGGCGGCGUAUACGGUGGACCUCAGAUGUGGAUGCCUUUUGACUUACCGGCCCAGAUGCCUGGAACUAAUAUCCUCAGUCCGUCCGACUGGUCACUAAUAAACUGGGGGAUGUAG
Molecule: messenger RNA, 2076 nt
Organism: Aspergillus puulaauensis
Lineage: Eukaryota; Fungi; Ascomycota; Eurotiomycetes; Eurotiales; Aspergillaceae
Exons: 4
Coding region: 1-2076 (691 amino acids)
Biological process (GO): DNA-templated transcription; regulation of DNA-templated transcription
Molecular function (GO): DNA-binding transcription factor activity, RNA polymerase II-specific; zinc ion binding; DNA binding
Source: RefSeq, a predicted model, not a curated record